CAACAGAAACCUAGCCGCUUUUUCGAACCUGAUUUUUUUUUUUUUUUUUUUUUCUUCUUCUUCUUCUUCCUCUCUAUUCUGAAAAAAUGGUGUUCUCAUGCGAUCUGUUGCCAAUGGGUUGUGAGAAAGUCGGCGAUGCGUGGGCUUACAAGACACGUGGCAAAACUGCAAAGAUGUAUCCGUACAAGAAUAACAGAAAGAGAAAGAGGAAAAAAAGUGGACUCUCUGCUCUCUGCUUUGCUCUGCUCUAACCGUCUCCUUCUCUAACAACACAAGAAACAAAUAGUCCACCAUUUGCAGUUUCAUUUCGUAGCGAACCAUCCCGACGGAGAACAUCAAAUCCGAUGACGAAUCCCACCGGCGUUAUUGCGAAUCUUGAAUCCGUGGAAGAAGAAAAACUCGGAUCGUCUUCUUCGUCUAUCAUCUCAGAGAACCAUCCCGACGGUACCGGUGAUGUAAAUUUUGACACAACCGGUGAUGUCAAGAUCGUCGGAGGAGAAACGCGUCGAUCCCCGUGCUCUAUCAUCGCAAGCAACAGAGGUGAGACCGGAGGGGAAACUCAGAUGACGAAUCUCACAGUACCAACCGCUGAUGCCAAUUUUGACUCAGAAGCACUUCGAUCCUCGUGCUCUACCAUCGAUAUCGCAGCGAACCAUCCCGACGGUACCGGAGAAACAGGAUCAAGCAUCAUCCCAAGCAACAAUUUGGCUUUUCUCAGUUUCUUAUCUCCUGACGGUACUGGAUCGAGUAACAACCGCGUAGGGCUAUGGGAUUUUGAACGUGUGGCUAGUUCAUCGGAGAUGAUGAACAAGUUAACAAAUCAGUUCGACAGAUGCUUGAGCGAUUCUGAAGGAGUUACUACUGAUGCUUUAAAGAAUCGGUCUAAAGGUAGUCUGUUUAUGAUGACGCUGCCACAGAUUCAAAAUCGCAGGACUCUAAUACGCUUUCCUGAGGUUGAAAGAAGAUUUCACAUGUUUUCAAGGGAAGAGCAGCAAUCCUUGGAUAGUGCCAGUGCCAGUAGUGCUGUUGUGGUAGCUAUGGAGAACGAGGAGACGAAGGAGAAGAAGAUGGCUGGUGCUGUGGUGGUAGCUAAGGAGAACGAGGAGACGAAGGAGGAGAAUAUGACUGGUGCUGUGGUGGUAGCUAAGGAGAAGAAGAUGACUGGUGCUGUGGUGGUGUCAAAGGAGGAUACUGUGGAUAGCCUUCAAGCUAGUAGAAGGCAGUACCUACUUUCUUGUCACGAGUAUAAAGUGCAUAUUAAGAAGAUUGAAGAGAUACUACCUCGAUCGAUUGAUAUGGAGAUGAAGCAGCUUUUGGAGAGUUACAUAGCAAGUGCUGCUGCUGCUCUUAAGGAGUAUGAAGCUUCCUUGGGGAAUAAUAACUCAGAAUAUUCCUGCGACAUGCUGAUGGAGACUCUGAGCGUUGCAAAGAAAGAAGCAAGAGAGACUCUUUCAUCAGCUUUGGAGAAGAUAAUUGAUAAGGAGAAAGAGGAGAAGAAGAAGAAAGACGACUACCUACGUUCUUGUCACGGGUAUAAAUUGUAUAUUAAGAAGAUUGAAGAGAUCCUGCCUAGAUCCAUUGAUAUGGAGAUGAAGGAGCUUUUGGAGAGUUACAUAGCCAGUGCUGCUGCUGCUCUUAAGGAGUAUGAAGCUUCCUUGGGGAAUAAUAACUCAGAAUAUUCCUGCGACAUGCUGAUGGAGACUCUGAGCGUUGCAAAGAAAGAAGCAAGAGAGACUCUUUCAUCAGCUUUGAAAAAGAUAAUGGAUAAGGAGAAAGAGGAGAAGAAGGAGAAGAAGAAGAAAGACGACUACCUACUCUCUUGUCACGAUUAUAAAAUGCUUAUUAAGAAGAUUGAAGAGAUACUUCCAAGAUCUAUUGAUAUGGAAAUGAAGCAGCUUUUGGAGACUUACAUAGCCAGUGCUGCUGCUGCUCUUAAGGAGUAUGAAGCUUCCUUGGGGAAUAAUAACUCAGAAUAUUCCUGCGACAUGCUGAUGGAGACUCUGAGCGUUGCAAAGAAAGAAGCAAGAGAGACUCUUUCAUCAGCUUUGGAGAAGAUAAUGGAUAAGGAGAAGGAGGAGAAGAAGGAGAAGAAGGAUAAAGACGAAUACCUACUCUCUUUACACGAUUUUAAAGUGCAUUUACAGAAAGUUCAAGAUAUAGUACCUCGAUCCAUUAAUAUGGAAAUGAAGGAGUCUUUAGAGGGUUAUAUAGCACGUGCUACUCAUUCUCUUGAAAUGUGUGAAGCUACCGCGGGGAAUAAGAAGUCAGAAUCUUCCUACUACAAGCUGAUGGGGAGUCUGAGCGCUGCAAAGAAAGAAGCAAGAGCGACUCUUUCAUCAGCUUUGGAGAAGAUAAUGGAUAAGGAGAAGAAGGAGAAGAAGGAGCAGAAGAAGAAAGACAAGAAGGCGAGGGAAGAUAAGAAGAAGAAGUGACUCUGAUGAGAUAGUUCGACCACUGGAUGGAUAGCACACAUAGCAGUAACAGGAGCCUGAUGAUAGAUUGUGGUUAACUUUGCGUUAUGGUAUCCCCUUUUCAGAUAUGAUGAACGUGUUUUUAAUCCCUGCUUUUGUCUUGCCUACCUUUAGAUUCUCGGAUUGUUGUUACCUGUUCAUGAAAUGUCUACUUGUGAUUGGUAUUGUUAUCUUUGUUGCCUUACUAAUUUUUGCAUAAAUUUAUCAGAUAGUUCGACCACUGGAUGGAUAGCACACAUAGCAGUAACAGGAGCCUGAUGAUAGAUUGUGGUUGACUUUGCGUUUUGGUAUCCCCCUUUUCAGAUAUGAUGAACGUGUUUUUAAUCCCUGCUUUUGUCUUUAGAUUCUCGGAUUGUUGUUACCUGUUCAUGAAAUGUCUACUUGUGAUUGGUACUGUUAUCUUUGUUGCCUUAUGGUCUACUUUUUCAUCUGCUACUUCUUCUUUGA
Camelina sativa (false flax) is the source of this 2918-nucleotide messenger RNA. RefSeq lists its product as uncharacterized. Lineage: Eukaryota; Viridiplantae; Streptophyta; Magnoliopsida; Brassicales; Brassicaceae. The record is from RefSeq and is a predicted model, not a curated record.